Patiria miniata (bat star) is the source of this 1958-nucleotide messenger RNA. RefSeq names its product profilin-1A-like. Gene Ontology annotation, cellular component: cell cortex. The record is from RefSeq and is a predicted model, not a curated record. NCBI's taxonomy places the organism in Eukaryota, Metazoa, Echinodermata, Asteroidea, Valvatida, Asterinidae. Bases 146 to 580 code for a protein of 144 amino acids. The transcript has 3 exons. Gene Ontology annotation, molecular function: actin monomer binding.
AUACCAGACAUGUACCGCGCCAUUCGUAAAAAUUCAAUUUUGCAUGCGGUCAAAAAUUGCCGGCCAGAAAAAGGGUUUGGCGGUCGAGUUGAUUGGACUACUGUCAUUUUUUUGCAGGAAUAUUUGAAUUGAAAAGGGGAGAACAAUGUCUUGGGAUGCAUACAAGGAUUCCCUGGAUAGCUACUACGUGGCAGAAAUCCAGAAGCGUGGCGAGAAGGGACCGAGUCAACUCACGCACGCCGGGAUUUUUGGACUAGCCGACGGCAACCCGUGGAUGUCAACCAACAAGAAGUGGUCGAUAGCGGCCAGUGCUGGUGAGAUUAAAACAAUUGUAUCAGCCUUCACGCAAGCACAGAAUCCCCUAGGCGCCACCGGCAUCAAGUUAGGACCAAUGAAAUUCAUGUACCUGCGGAACGACGACACGACGGUGUACGGCAAGAAGAAGGGAAUAGGGUCUCUAUGCAUUUACAAGUCUAAAACAGCCCUUCUGAUCGUCAUCGCGAGCGAGGCUGCCCAAGCCGGCGACGUGAACAGCGCCACCAUGAAGCUGGGCGAGUACCUGACGAAAAGCGGCAUGUGAUGAGUGCCCUCUAGGGGGCGCCCUUCGUGUUGUCGGUUCUUCCUUUGUUGGCACAAGUCCUAUUUAUCUCACCCAAAUUUUUUAUCUUAGUUUAUAAACAAGCGCCUAAAAGUGUUCACAGAAAUGUGUUUGAAAUGAUUUAAAAGAAUACUAAUUUUCACAGAAAUCUAUUUGUAAUCAGUUAUGUACAUUUUAUAGUCUAGAAAUUGUUGAAAGUAUUAUUUAAUUUAAUGCAUGUAUGUAUAAUGUACAUUAUAUAUGUUCAACAUACAUACUUAUGUACAUGUGUUGAUUAUUUUGUGUUAUGCAUGUUAUGCACACAAAUACCAAACGAGGCUUGAACGAUUUUUUUAAGUAUUUUAUCCAGACUGUUUGUGUUGUUGCAAUUGUUGUUGCAUUAUUUGAUAUGCGGUAAAACCAGGCCAUAAUCGAAACUGAUUGACAUGCCAGAUUUGGAAUCCGGAACGAUUCAACACAUGUACGUCUCGAUUCACUCUGCACAAAGCGUUUUGGCUCAUUCGGUGGUAUUAUCAGGAUAAUUUACCCGGUCUUCCCUUAAUUCCGCCCAAAAUCCAAGCAUUACCAACCGUUGAUGGAAUGAGGUAUUCACAGCCCAUCAAAUAUUGCUUUACAUGGGCUCAUUGUCACAAUAAAGUCGGUCGUUAAAACAUCCAUUAUAUUAUUAUUUGACUCAUCUUCACAGAUAGGGGCUCUACAUGUUGAAUACGGAAUCCACCUUUUAAUAGUAUUGUUGAAAAAAAGGUCCAGAAGUUCUUAAUCCCAUUUAUUUAUGUCAGUUUUAAAUUCGUUUUAACCACAGAGCCAUUUUAAGCGUUUAACUUAUGCAACAGUAUCGGUAUCCCAUUUUAAAGCUGUGACAUAUUUUCCUGAUAAAAUUUGAUAUAAAUUUUCUGGAAAAUUGAUGCGUUGGUUGCCUGAGCAAAGCAGGAAUUGAAGGAAAAAAGGAAUUGUUUUGUUCAAAUUGAAAUAUAUACAUUUGGUAAUACCAGUGACAAAAAAACAGGAAACCAAAAUGCGAUCCCAAUAAGUCUUGCAUUUAAAUAUGAGUUGCGUAGCAAACGUAUGCAUGCCAGAAUUUGCUUCCAAGUGUUCACUCCAGCAGCUGUUUCUUGUUCCGUUUGUUUUUCCAUCUUGAAAGGGAAAACGAUUACUUUCUUAUUAAUCGCUCUGUAAGGAACCCAGAUGUGCCCGUGUGUAUUGGGGUGCACAAUUCAGUUUGAUGAUGGCGAUCAAGCAUGCCUGAUGUGCUUGUAGCAAUUCCUCACAUCAGGGACGAACGAUAAAACAACAAAUUAAUGGUUAUGGCUUUUGCAGAAACCUUGGGCAAUUUUUGUCCCCCCCCCUCUAAAAAAAAAAA